AUGGUGAAAAAUUUACUUCCGUACAAAUGCGUCGUCUUAUUAAGCGAUGACAUCUACAGCGGAACAUUUUCGAAAUCUUGGUUCCGUAGAUUUGGUCCUUAUAUUACGUUUAUCGUGCUAAAUGUAGACGAAUACGAAGACCUCCUCUCCCCGUCCGACGAAACCAAAUCCGCAUUAACCACCGCAAAGAACGAAGGUUGUCAAAUGUACAUAAUUUUAGUGUCCAACGGGUUACAAGUGGCGCGGUUGCUGCGUUUCGGCGACAGAUACAGAGUAAUCAACACCCGAGCGAAGUUCAUCAUCAGCUACGACAACCGCUUGUUCGACAAAAGCCUGUUCUACAUCUGGAAACGCAUAAUCAACGUGAUUUUUAUCAGGCGAUACGGUGGCGAAAGGUCCGGGCAAAGCAUCCCUUGGUUUGAAAUAACAACAGUGCCUUUCCCGUCCCAAAUCACUUCGGUCCUCGUCCCGAGAAGGUUAGAUAUCUGGACGAAAUCUAAAUUUCGCAAAGGGGUGGAUUUAUUCAGAGACAAAACGUCCGAUUUACGUAACCAAACUCUCAAAGUUGCAGCUUUUAGCCACAUCCCAGGGACUACGAAAAAUUUACAAACAAACACAGUUAGAGCGGUGCUUGGGAACUUUUCCGGGGCGGAAGUCGAGAUCUUGCAAACCGUUUCCGCUGCUAUGAACUUCCGGUGCGAGAUGUACGAACCGGUAAACGCUAAUGCUCAGAUGUGGGGCGGAAAACAAGCGUCGGGGAAGUAUACGGGGUUGAUUGGCGAGAUGGUCGGCACUAGUGCCGAUAUAGCCUUGGGAGAUUUGUACUAUACCCCGUAUUUUCUAGAGUUAAUGGAUUUAAGUGUCCCGUAUAACACGGAGUGUUUGACUUUUCUGACUCCAGAGUCGCUCACUGACAACUCGUGGAAGACUUUAAUUCUCCCAUUUAAGCCUUCUAUGUGGGCUGCUGUUAUCGUGUGUUUGCUUAUCAGCGGCGGCGUUUUCUAUGCAUUGGCACGCUUCCACGAAACUAUUAGCAGAAUUAAAGAAAAAACAAAAAACGUAGACCCGUUGAGUAAGAAACGGAAGAUAAUAACCUUGUCUAUGUGUCCGGAUUUGGAGAAACUCGACCCUAAUGUCAAGUAUACCCUAAUGAAGGAAAAGUACAACCCCCCGAAGCCGGAAGGGGAGGCUGUGGGGUUAUACCAGUUCAGUAGACCCUUCAAUAGUAUGUUGUACACUUAUAGUAUGCUACUACUAGUAUCUCUCCCUAAACUACCGACUGGAUGGUCUUUGCGCAUGCUCACGGGAUGGUACUGGUUGUAUUCCCUUCUCUUAGUCGUAGCCUACAGGGCUAGUAUGACCGCUAUUCUAGCCAGCCCGACUCCCCGGGUAACAAUCAACACAUUACAAGAACUAAUCAACAGUCGAUUAAAAUGCGGCGGUUGGGGCGAGGUCAACCGUGAGUUCUUCAAAAUGUCUCUCGAUCCUUCCACCAAACUCAUUGGAGAGAAUUUCGAAGUCGUUAACGAUUCGAACGAGGCAGUCGAUAAAGUGGCACAAGGGGUCUUCGCAUUUUAUGAAAACAGUUAUUUCCUUAAGGAGGCGUUGGUGAAGAGGCAAUUGCGAUUUCAAAUGUCGAGGGUAAGUUCGGCUUCUAACCAGUCGCAAGAAAUGAAGGAUAUUGCGAAAGAGGACCGAAAUUUACAUAUAAUGACGGAUUGUGUGAUUAAGAUGCCGAUUUCGAUUGGGUUGCAAAAGAAUUCGCCAAUAAAACCGAGGGUUGAUAAAUAUAUAAGACGUGUUUUGGAAGCCGGUUUGAUCAAAAAAUGGCUAGAUGAUGUAAUGUCGCCUAUUUUAAACGCAGAGGUUCAAAGAACACCUGAAGAAAGCAAAGCUAUAAUGAGUAUGAAGAAGCUUUUUGGUGCUUUAGUUGCUUUGAGUAUCGGAUAUUUCAUCAGUGUUGCUGCACUAGUGGCAGAAAUUAUUCACUUUAACUACCACGUUAAGAAGGAUCCGAAUUAUAAUAAGUAUUCGCGUUCGAUUCAGUAUGUUAAGAAAGCGGAAUAAAACAA
Messenger RNA from Zophobas morio, 2072 nucleotides. It is a transcript of the gene Ir68a, whose product is annotated as glutamate receptor ionotropic, kainate glr-3. The coding region runs from base 1 to 2067 and encodes 688 amino acids. The transcript is spliced from 5 exons. The record is from RefSeq and is a predicted model, not a curated record. Gene Ontology annotation, molecular function: ligand-gated monoatomic ion channel activity. Gene Ontology annotation, cellular component: membrane. NCBI's taxonomy places the organism in Eukaryota, Metazoa, Arthropoda, Insecta, Coleoptera, Tenebrionidae.